AGAAAACUUACUGAUGAAAACGAGGGCGUGGACCAAGACACUCUGGGAGAACUGAGUGCUGUGGGAUGCACCAAUGGUAAUCGUAAUGAGAAGGAUACAACUGGGGGGGAUGUACUAGAAGAUGACGAGGAUCAAGAUGCUGAUCAUGGUCACCUCGAUGCCGCGGACAAAUCUCCAAUUUCAGCGUCACCUACUACCGAAAAGAAGAGGACUGCUACUCCAGGUCCUGCCUCGUCCUCGAGUAAUACAACAACCACUAGAAUAGGCAAGUCUCAAUCUGGUGGAAGUUCUUCCAGCUCCACUAAAGCAUCUUCUUCUACUUCUCCCGCAUCUUCCCUUGCAUCUUCAGGAGGAGCCCCAAUCGAUAUCGACACCUUCUACCCUCGUUGCUUCAAUCUCAGCUGCGACACUGACACUUUCAUAGAAGAUUUCAAGCGUGGGAAAUGUCUGGCCAUUUUGAAGAGUUUUCUUGUUCUAGAGGGAGAACAAGGUGGCAUCGCGGAGAGUGCAGUCGAAGCGGCGUUGGAGGCUUUGGAGCGCAAGCUAAAGCCUUUGGACGACUGCAUCGAAGAUCACACGAGUGGCACGGAUUAUCGCAAGAUUCGGGACGACGACUGGAUAGCGAUUCGAGAUGUGAAUCUGGACAACCCGGCCAAGGACCUGCCUAAGU
Messenger RNA from Amoebophrya sp. A25, 670 nucleotides. NCBI's taxonomy places the organism in Eukaryota, Dinophyceae, Syndiniales, Amoebophryaceae. The record is from the annotation of a GenBank genome assembly.